AUGGCAACCAAUAACAAUUACAUUAGACAUAACCACAAGAAAUACGAACUUUGCUUCAAGUAUGACAAUUCACUUGACCAACAUAUAAUUAAUUAUGCAGUUGACCAGAAAGAGAUACAGGUGUCCGAUAAUGAAUUUUACAACCAGAAGAAUAUACUGCUUCAGAGUAAAGUACAAGAAAUUCUUGUUUCACUGUUCCGCUUGCAUGGAAUGGUAAGAAUACAAACACCUUUACUCAUGCCGCAAAAUAAAGUACAUGAAUUAAGCAGUGACUCACCAAUGACUGUUAUGGACCAACAAGGACAGUUACUCUGUCUGCCAAAUAAUCUAAGGGUUCCCUUUGCUAGAUACGUGAAACGUAAACGCAUUCAAAAUUUGAAGUGUUAUAAUAUUGACAGAGUCUUCCAUGUAAAGUUACCUGGGUUACAACCUAAAGAAGUUAUUGAAUGCAGUGUAGAUAUUGUAACACCUUCAAAGGAAAGUUCUUUUCCUGAAGGAGAACUAUUAUAUAUUCUUCAAAAUGUGAUAAGUAAAUUUCCUAUAUUACGUCAACAGGAAAAGAACUGUACAUUCAUUGUAAACCAUGCGUUACUUCUUCGAUCAUUUUUACUUCACUGUAACAUAGAGGAAGAACAACACAGAGAAUUUUUCAAGAUGGUUGAAAAACAGGGUGAUAAUAAAAAAAGUAUGAGGAAUAUACUGAAAUCAUUUCAUGUAGCUGACCAUAAUAUAGAUUUUUCCCUGAAAUUACUAAAUAAAGAAGAACCAUUAGAAAAUAUUAAAAAGUCUCUGGAAUUUUUACUAAAGUCAUCAAGAAAGAUAUCAGAUCUUGCACACAAAGGAAUCGAUCAACUGGAAAAGGUCUUGCAAUAUUGUGAAAUGUUUGGAAUAACAAGUACAUUAAAAUUUCAGUUAGGUUGCUUACAAAAAGCAUAUCAUUUUUCUGGAAUAUUUUUCCAAAUGAAAUUAAAGUAUUACAUAGAAGCUCCAAAUGGAAAGAAACGUUUUAUCCAACACACCAUUGCAAGUGGGGGAAAUUAUGCCCAAUUAGUUCAAGAAUUUAAAUCUUCUUCUCAAACUGCUAACUUACCAACAAUACAGCCUAAUGUAGUUGGAGCUCUUAUAUCAUUUGACUUGCUUGUUCACAUAUUAUAUGAAGGGAAGUAUGAAAUACCAAAUAAAUCUGACUAUUUAAUAUGUUCUAUGGAAGAAAAAGUAAAUCCAAAACAAAGAUUCGAAAGAGCCUUAAAAUAUUGGGAUAAGAACAUAUCUGGGACACUUUUAUAUGAGACCCAAGAGUCUUGGGAAAAAAUAAAGAAAAUUUGCGAGACUGAAGUCAUAUCGCAUGCAGUUGUGAUGAAGGAUUCCAGUGUAAAAACUUAUGACAUGUUUGAUAAUACUCAAGGAAAAUCACAAAGAAAGAAAAAGCAAUCCAAAGGUGAUGGAUGUUCAGAAAACCCUGAGAAUGAUCCUACAGGGAAAAGCAAUGACUUUCAUUUCAAAUUUGUUCAUAUCAACCACAAGAAAGUACAUGGGAACAGUAAAAUUGAAACUGCAAUUUGUUCAAAACUUGAAGGAAGUUUGAAAUGGGCUCCUUUGAAUGGUUCUACAAUACAAGUGAUUGCUGCUGAUCUUUCUAAAGAAGUACUUGAUGAAAUUGUUUUUACAAACAACCUGUCUUGUGAUAGAAAAAACUCUUCAGUCAAAAACUGCAAGUCAAAAGACAAGCAACUAACAAGAGAAGUAAAUGAAAGUAUUAAAAAACUGAAAAAUGAUAAUUGUGGUGAUUGCAUAAUAUUAUACAGUAAGCAGAGUGACACGUACCAAAUUUUAUGAAAUUCAGCAACUUUGUGAUAACAAGAAAAAAAAAAUGAUGUUUACCAAGCAACAGUGAUGUCUCAAUCUGUCUGUCUGUCCUUUUCUUUUUUAAUUUUUUUUUUCUAAUUUGAUGGUAGUGAGAAAAAAUACAAAGCAAAAAAGAUAUUUUCAAACUUUUUUUUUUUCUAACCAUAUUGAAAUGGGUUAAAUUUAAUCAUUUAGUUAGUUUAAAUAUUACAGAAACUCAAUAUAUCUAUUUAUCUGUAUCAUACCAUUCAGUUUCUCCUUCUGUGAUUUCGUCGUGAUCUCUUAUUGCAUUAAUGGAUAGGAAUAUUUCAGUUCUGAUCAGACGAAUAAGCCAGUUUGUGUUAACAUUUUUUAAGGCAAAGAACAUUAAAACAUUAACAAGAAAUGCGGUGAGGAAAAAAAAAGAAGAAAACAAUAGUGUUAGUUAAAGGCUAAUAUUAUUUUUAUAUUUUCCUAAUGAGUACAGGUAAUAACUUUUCAUAUAAUAACUUUUCUGGCCUCUUCUGCAAAGUCUAGCCUUCACCGUAUCUCCCGAAACAGUGAUGAAUCAUUUCUUAAAUAAUAUGCAAGAGUGUACAUGGAGACUAGAAUUAUUUAUAAAUGAAGUAAUUCAGAAUGCCUGCAAUACAUGUGUUACUGUUGAUUUUAAUGCAUGGAAUAUUAAAAAUGGUUAAAGAGAAACAAAAUGCUAAUUUUAAAAAUCUGAAGUUACAAAUUUGUUUCAUUUGAUAGUAAUUUUAUUGUAAUGGUAUGUAAGAGAAUUAUGCAGUGAAAUUUUCUGAUCUAAUUAAAACUAGUUUCAUCAAUUGGAAUAUAUAACUAUCUGCUAUAUAUGUAUUUAUAUGCAAAGUUUAAUUCAGGGAUAGAAUUAGAAUAAUCUGAGAGAAUGAUGACACUGAUUGAAGUAAUAUAAAACAUUUUAGUGAAGACUUUUAGAAAAGAGAGGUUAAUACAACUCUGCUAAUUUUUUUCAUUUGAUAGGCUAUCAAACCAUUUCAUUUAACUGUAAAUAAUUUAUUUAAAAAAAAAAUAUGAAAGGAAAAAUAAUAUUCUUCUAAUGUAAACACAUAUAUUUUUAUCUGUGUGACUUGUUUAUAUUUUUAAACAUAAACCUUACUGCUGGCAUUGUGCAUUUAUAUAACCUACUAGUGUUUAUCUGUCUGGGAAAUAAAUGCUAUUUUCACUUUAUCAUAAAAUAGAUGAAAUAUGGAAAGACAUUCAGCUGUAAAGCCAUUAUAUUUUGUGCAGACAGAGAAGAUAGCUUAACAGAGUGACACAUAAGUAUAGAGUCAUGCACAUUUAUACAAACUCACAUGCAUUCGUUCACACCAAUACACAGUCAAUCAUGCUCAUAUGCAUUCAAACACAAUUACACAAAAUUCAUGUUUACUCACACAUACUUAUGUAGAUAUAGAUAUAUAGAGAUGUAAAUCUGCAUGUUUGUACUUAUAUACUAUUAUAUUUUCAAUGCCACAUGUACAUUUUUUUUCCUGCACUAUCAGGCGUACACCUAUAUUUCCAAAGUGCAUGUGGUAUUGUCAUUCAAGGUUCAAGAGAAUGUUGUGGAAUUUGUUCUUUGUUUUUGAUGUUGCUCUUAUGAAAACUUUUAUACAAUUUAACUGUGAAUCUGUUGAUGUAUAUUCUGAGAGAUGGAUGUGUGUUCUAGUUGUAUUUUAUGUAGAAUGUGUGCUGUAUUGCAAAGAAUACUUUUGGAGGAUUGUGUGUAAACUUUCGAACCCUUGAUUAAAUUUAUGUGUUUCUUCUGUUUAGUCCUUUUGUACAGUGAAUCUACUAUUAUUGGUACCAUUUUGACUGUUUCCAAUUCCAGGUCAUCUUACCUUUGACAAUUUUAUUUUUACUUCUUUUCAGGGAAUGUUUUACGUGGAAAUUUCGUCUUUGUCUUUCAUUAUAUCUAGAUGGUUAGAUUUUGUUGAUCUGAACAGUUGUGUCCCAGAUUAUCUUAUCCAGGGUAUUGUUAUUCACUGGAUUUCAAAAUCAUUCAUGUUACUAUUUUUCAGUUUUUAUGCCAAAGUUUUGGCAUUCUGUCCUAUUGACAUUAGUUGUCAAUUACAUCUGAUGGGGUGCUGAAAAGUUCCUGGCUUUGGGUAAAAGAAAAUACAGGAGGAUCAGUUAAUUAUGAUUUUAUUCAAAAUAUUCCCCUUUCAAAUUCCUACAUUUAUUGCAGCAGUCCUUCAACUUUUCUAAGCCCUGUAAAAGAACUUGGAAGGAUGAGCUUCUAACCAGGCCUUUUGUGAGACCCUUAAAGCCAGGAACUUAUCAGCAUCCCCUCUUAUAUGUAUAUAUGAUUGUGUAUAUUCUGUCUUUGCAAGGACUGGAUAGCCAGAAAUGAUAAUUUUAAUUGUUAGAAUUAUCAAAAUUGCAUUUUGUCUUCAUCUCUUGAUUUAUUGUUUUAUUUUGGUGUGUGUGUUUAUAUAUGUAUGUAUGUGUGCGUGUAUAUAUAUAUAUAUAUAUAUAUAUAUUUAAUGUCUUAGUAGUAAUCUAGUCAGCUAUAACAAAAUCUUCCAUUUCUAUUUUCCGUCCUGAAGAUUUUUUUUUUCCUUGGUUUCAUGUUGAUUCACUUCUCCAUUCACUCUUGUUUCAUGCUGAUCCUUGAGAGUUUAUUUUUGUCUUCAUUUCUUACUUCUUUUCGGUGCUUCUUGAGUUCUACAUUGAUUGGGGUGAAGGUCUUCACAUUUUCUAAUUUUUUUUUGCCUUUUUUUUUUUGUUGUUCUUAUCUGACCAGUUUCCACUUUCAUGUAUAUAUUUGCAGUGACAUUUAGAAACAUACUAUAUCUUUAUUUUAAAAAAUGUUGUUGCUUAUUUUCUUUUAUUAGCCUUUUCCCAUUUAUAUAUGAUUUAUAUAAAGUUAUUUAAAAUUCUUAUUAUAUAAGAAUUGACUUCAGUAUAUAAAGUAAAAAAAGAAUUUUUUUUCUCCCAAUUUUAAUUUUAUACUUAUGGAUUUACUUUUAGAGACAUUUUUACUUCCCAUAAGAUUUUUAUUUUAUAUACUCAUAUACUUUAGAAUAUAUAUAUAAUUUAUUACAUCUUUAUAUCAUGAACACACACACAUGCACCUAGUAAAUAUUCUAGUUUUGUAGAAAUAGAUAUACUUUACAACAAAUACCGUGUACUCUUUUACAUGCUUGUGAAGCAAAAAAUGUGUGUGUGUGCUGGUGUUUAUAAUACAAUGUAGUUAAACUGUGGCUAAUGACUUCUUAGCUGUAAAUGUACUUUAUAGCAGUAUGAGACACUGAGAUAACUAAAUAAGAUCAUCAUCAUCAUCAUCAUUUAGCAUCCAUUUUUCAUUCUGACAUGGGUUGGAUGGUUUGACCAAAAGCUGGUAAGCUGGGGAGCUGCACCAAGUUCCAAUUUGAUUUAGCAUGGUUUCUAUGGCUGGAUGUCCUUCCUAAUGCCAACCACUCCGAGAGUGUAGUGAAUGUUUUUUACAUGCCACCAGCAUCAGCCAUGACUACAAUUUUACUUGGCUUGGCAGGUCUUCACAAGCACAGUAUAUCACCAAAUCCCUUAGUGACCUGUCACUGCUUCUAUGAUGCCCAACACUUGAACAGUGCUUUUUAUGUGCCACCGGCAUGGGUGCCAGUCAGAUGGCACUGGUAUCGGCCAUGACUAUGAUUUCACUUGGCUUGACAAGUCUUCUCAAGCACAAGAUAUCAAAAAAUAUCAGAAUAGUAUAACAGACAAUGAGUUUUUUUAUUGUUGGUUUAGGUUUUAAUGUUCAACCAUAUUGAUAGAUGAGGUGACAAAGACAGGCAGACAUUUAGAGAGAUAGAGAGACAGACAUAUAAUUGGAUGGCUAGAUAGAUGCGUAGCUGAAUAGGUGGAUAGGUAAGUUGGUAGGUAGAAAGUUGGGUAGAUGGAUAGGUAUGUUGGCAAAUAGGUAGAUACUCAAAGGUGAAAUUGUGCAAGCUUAGGAUGCCAUCCAUUGCAAGGUGCUCAGUAUUGGAUUUUUAUAUUGUUGUGACUUCAUGUAUCUACUUAUGAUGUCAACCAGUAUGAUAGAGAUAACAACAAAGAUAUGAAAAAAAUCACAGACCACUUGGCUCUGAUGCCAUCCAAGUGACUAGCUAAAAAGCUGAUAAAGGUCAGGACGUUAAUGGUAGCAGAAAUGAAAAUGCAAAAGAGAAAGAAGGAAAGAAUAAGAUUGUGGGGGAAAGAGAAAAGGGAGAGGAAGUGACAUAAAGACAAAAAGAAAAACAAGAGAAACUGGGACUAUGAAGAAAUGAAGAAAUGACUGGAAACUAUUAAAAAAAGACUGUAAGAGGUCAGGGCUUUUUGUUAAGAUCACACAACCAGUUCACCCUUAGACAAUAUCUAUCAUACAACAACAAUACACAGGAAACAUACUCCCUUGGAUAUUGCCUAAUGAUUCACCUAAUAUAUUUGGACACCAAAUAUAUCAGAUGAAAGUUUAUAUGCCAAGUAAGAUAUACAUGACAUUCUCCAAAUGACAAGUUAUGGCAGCAUCUUGGAGUAUUUCUACGACCACACUACAUUAAUGCAAUAUUCCAAGACAGAAGAGUAUACCAACACAGUUGAUGUAUUCACCAAUGUGUGGGCAAAGGAUAUCAAUACAUAUCAAAAAUGGAAAACAGUCAGUCAAUAAACCUAUAGCUAACCAAAGUGCACUGAACUGGAAACAGAUACUUCAGACAGUAUGUGUCAUGUAACCUUGUUAUCAGUGUGAUAACAAAUGCAAGCAGCAUGUCAUAUGAUGGAUUUUAAAUCCCAAAGCAUUCACAACACAACACAACAUAGCAUCAUGAUCAUGAUCAUGAUAAUCAUUCAUUUAGCGUCCAUGUUCCAUGCUGGCAUGGGGUGGACAUCAUCAAAUGAUGAUGGUGAUUACAUACACGUAUCACCAUCAUAGUAAUUUUUUUCCAAUCUACAGAGAGAUAAUUAAGCCAUCAUCAGAUAUAUAUAUAAACAACUUAUCUCACAAGAAUACUCCAUUUGUAAUUAAUUUGAAUUUAUUCCAUAUCUGUAUCAAUAUAUCUACACAGCCAUUUCUUCAUUUAUCCACCUAUCCAUCUAUCUAAAUAUUUGUAUUUAUGCUUCUUCCUCAGUCUUUCUAAAUAUUUACAUGUUUACCUAUGUCUUUUUGUAAGUCAGUAUGGUUAAACGUUAAAACCAAUACGAUCAACAAAAAUUCAUAUUGUCUUUUAUAUUGUUUUGAUACUUUUCGGGUAUCUUGUCAUUUAGUUAAUAUCAGUUUCUCAUGCUGCUAAAAACUACAUUUAAGUGUAAUGAGGUUGUACCCACAAAACACACACACACACGCAAAUGAAUAAUUAAAACAGAGGUUAAAAAGUACUCAAUAACCAAUAUAGAGUACUAUAAAAUCUAAAAGAAGCUGGAACUUCACUAGUGUGACUUAUCAGAGUUUAGUGAUUUAACUUAGAACAUCUACACACACACACACACACACACACACACACACACACACAGAGUUUGUGUUCUCUUGGUAAGUCACAAAAGAUUUGAAAAGAUAUAUAAUUUGAUUGGUUGUUGGUAAUUGAUAUGAAUAGUGUGUGUAAAAAAACUUAAUGUUUUAUCAAAUACAGUAGUGUAAGAGGUAAAAGUUAAGAAAAGAAAAAAAAAAAGAAUGAGGAAAAGAUGAAGAAUAUGUUUUUUUGUUGUACAAUUAGACAAAGCAAAAUAUUUUUAUGAAGCAAACCACUCUUUCGAUCAAAAAGCACCAUGGAUUUAUAACCCCCCCCCCCCAAAAUAUGAAUAACACCACUCUUGAUUCUAUUAACUUUGGAUAUGAAAAGAUUGUAACUCAUUUAAACAGAAAUGAAAUUAGUGAAGCUUUAGCACUAUGCAAACUGUAUAUCACAUUUAAGAAUCUUAAACUAAUUUCCUGAGGAAUCCAUUUACAAAAUGUAUGAAUCCAACUGAAAAUCAAUUAAAUUGCAAAAGAUUUUCAGGCAAAAUAGUCAUAAAAAUAAAAGAAGCUUCUAAUUUAUUGUUAUGGAACAAAAAUAUUUUAGCUACAAAGUAGUCCAAUAACAUCAAUAAUAAUCAACAAUAUGAAUCUAUCCAGUUUGAUAGCAUAGAUUAUUACCUUAUUACAUUAUUAUUACCAAAGCAUAAUGUCCACUAUUAGUCAUGUUCUCAUAUUCCAUUAUUAAAAUCAUGUUACGUGGAAGGAAAUCACUGUUAUUUUUUUGACAGAAACUUGGAGAUAAAGAAAAAGGGUAUUACCUCCUUUGAUAUUAACAUUGAUUUUUAAUGAACUUGGCAGAAAUUUGCAAAUUAAUCUGUCUUUGUAUAUUGCACCUAAAUAUAAUAUUUUUACCUAAUGGGUUAUACUGUGAUAAUGGAUUUUAACAUUAUUAAUAAUGUAACAUUAUUAACUCACAAACAGGUAUAUUUCUGAAAAAUUUGCAAUAAAUUUAAAUAUUUAAACUUGAAAAUCAUUGACAACACAUACCUUAAUCCAUUUGCAUUCAGAUGACUCUGUCAAAUGUAAUGCUUAUUUAUUCACAUUGUUUUGAAUUAAUCUUGCAAUAAUCUCAUAGCUUCAAGAUUUCAAUGAUGUGAUAGUUUAUUUUGAGAAUGAUAUCAUUGAGUAGGAGUCAGAUCUAGCUAGUUUGAACAUAAAACAAUAUGAAUAUUUGGGCCAGAUAUGGCUGGUUUAAAUACUAAAGAGUUAAAAUAUGCUUUUUUUUUUUUUUUUUUGACAUCACAUUAAACAUAAAUAUUUGCCAAAACCAUUCCUAUGGAAAACCAAUUCAAAUUUUACAAUAUAUUUAUAUGUAUUCAAACCACCCACCAGCUUAGAUUUAAGAAAAUAUACCAAAGUAUUAACUUCUGACUUACUAACCUAUUAUUAUCAUCAGAACAAUAACAAUAAUGCUACAUAGGAAACAAAAUAUCAUACUGUAAAGUUUUGAAAAAUAUUUUUGUAAAAUAUUAAGGGCAGCCAUUCUACCAUGGGUAACUUUACUGAAUCCUUGUUGAACAUUAGUCUUAAAAAUAAUAAAACUUGUGCUUCCUGUAAUCCUAAUACUUUUUAACCAUGCAAUUGCUUAAAACCUAUGUAAUGUCUUUUAAAUGGUUGAUGUCCAACAAACUACAAUUUGUAGUAGCUUGGCGAUAUUUAAGAAAAUUAAAUUAAAUUCAUAUUUAUUCAAUUGAAUUUUAAAAAAUGUACACUAUAUAGUGUGAGUAGAAAAUGUAUCAGUUAUUAUUUUAGACUACACCAGUUUAAAGUUUAACUUGUUUAAAUUGAGAUAUGACUAACACUACAUUUUUAAACACUCAGUCAAAUGAUCAGAAACUACUUUAUCUAAAUAUAUUUGGAGUUCAAAAGACAAACACACUCAACGUCCAUAUCAAAUUAAGAAAUUUUGUAUCAUGUUACAACCAUUUUUGUGUCUUGUGCCUCUCUGAAAGACUAGAAAGUUUAUUCUGUUAUAGGAAUAUUCAGACAUAGCUAUUAAUUUUCAUUGAAGAACUCUAAAUUGUUAUAAUAUAAAUUACCAUAUUGGUAAUUAUUUAAUUACAUUAUUCAUACAUGCUAUAUAAAUAUACACAAUAGCGUUACCACUUUGGCACAUACAUUGCUCUGUAUAUAUAUUUCAUAUGUGUACAUUUUCAUGACUUUCUAUUACUAUGUUAUACUAUCAUAAAUAAUACUUUACAAUUAUCUUACUCAUAUGUAUGCCAUAUUAUAUAUAAUUUUAUAUCAUUCCUUAAAUUUCUCCUUCACCUCAUUUUCUCUCUUAUUGUUAGCUUCUGUUUAGUGACAGUACAUACUUGUACUGUAUAAGUAUAAACAGUGUAAGUCUUCUUUAUAAAUAAAUCUGCAAUACAAGUCCUUUUAAAAACAAUUGAUUACGCAAUAAAACAUAAUACCUCAUGCUUUUCUUUUUACUCUUAUCCCCGGGGUCUUCAUCUUUCUAUCGCAUGCAUCACUGAUAUGAAAACUUUCUAAGUUUAUAGAUUCUUUUUAACCUUUAAUUUUCUUAAAUUAUUACCUCUAUUUUUCAUCUCUAACAGUUAAUCAAUUUCCCUUCAAGAAAUCCAUUCUGUUUUACUGCAAUUCAUGUUCUUGGCCUCAUUUUUUUUCUGUUUUCAUUUUCUAAUUUACAUUUUUGUCUCUUUUCUUUCUUUAUACCUACUUCUUACAUUUGUAUUGUUCAAUGCUUUUUAUCAUAUCCCAACAACCAAUCAAAUUAUGUGUAUACUUUGAAAUAUUUUGUAACUUACUAAAAGAACCUAAAUUAUAUAUAAAUCUACAUUCCGUGUUGAGUAACAACUGCCUAAUGAACCAAAAGGCAACACUUGGAGUUUCAUUAAUGGAAUAUCUGCUUCCAUAAAAUUAUAUAAAUAGGCACAGUAUAACUAAAUGGUUAAUAUAUUUACUUUGGAACCAAGAAGAAUCCUGUUUGAUCACAGUGCAUACCAUCUUGGGUAAAUGUUAUUUUCUAUAGCUCUGAAUUGACUCAUACCUGUGAAUGAAAUUGGGUGGAUGGAAACUGUGUAGAAGUAUAUCAUGUAGAUUGUACCUGUAAUUCAAAGGUAAAGCCUUGUCAAAUGCAGUAUCUUGUAGGUGAUUCUGCCUGAGAAUUACUUUAAUAUUGCACUUGUCUGUGGAAUGGCCCGGCCACACACAAGUUAAAUCAAUAAGCAAAUAAUUCAAUUAAUCAAACAACUGAAUCUUUGUUGAAAUUGAUAGAGAACCACACACACACAUACUGUGUAUUAGUGUGAGCUUGUGUGUGUGUGUGUGUGUUUGUGUUGGAAAUAAACUUGUAAACAAGACCACUUCCUAAAUUCUGUAAGUCUGUGCAAAAUUUCAAAAGCCCAAGAAGUUCCCCUGUGUGAAUUUGAGUAGAUAAAGAGUUGCCCAGCACUGAACUCACUUUUUAGCACAAUAAAACCAGUGUGUGUGUAACAUGAGCAAUUUUAUUUUGUUAUUUUAAAUAUUGUCCUGUCUUUAGCUGUCAAAAAAACCACAACCUUAACUGAUAGUGUAUUAAACUAAACAAUCAAGCACAGUUGACUAUUUCUAGGUAGGACAAUUCAUUCAACAUUUCCUGGUUCACCUAUAAAUUGGUGCAAACAUGUUGUGACGUUAUGGAAAUACAAAUUGAUAUAACCAUGUGAUAUAAAAAUGUAAAUCAGUUGAUAUGUGAUAUAAAAGAAAAAUAUACUGGCUGUGUAGUGUAGUUUAGGAGAUUGUUGUCCAGCCAUGUAGUUUCGGUUUCAGUCUCAUUGCAUGACACCUUGGCCACAUGUCUCCUUCUAUAGUCCUAAAUCCAUCAAAACUUGUGAGAAUUUCGUUGAUGCAAACUGAAAGAAUCCUGUUGUGUGUGUGUGUGUGUGUGUGUGUGUAUGGUGUGUAAAGUAUGCAUAUGUAUCUUUUAUCUUUCACUUGCUUCAGUCAUUAGAUUGUGGCCAUGCUGGGGCACCACCUUGAAGAAUUUUUUUUUGGUUGAAUAAAUCGUCUCCAGUAUUUAUUCGUUUGUUAAGCCUGGUACUUUUUCUGUCGGUUUCUUUUGCUGAAUCUCCAAGUUAUGGGGAUGUAAAUAAACCAACACCAGUUGUCAAGUGCUGGUGGGGGACAAACACAGACAUGAAUGCGUGUGCACGCACGCACACACAUAUAAUAAUGGGUUUUUUUUUCUGUUUCCACUUGCCAAAUCCAGUCACAAAGCUUUGGUCGACCCAAGGCUAUAGUUGAAAACACUUGCCCAUGUGGUUGAGACACAAGCUUCUUACCACACAGCCACUGCUACACUAGCCACACCUGAAGGAAAACUGGUUAAGUAUCUGGGUGUUAGUGCCUCCUUGUUUUGACAUUUUGUAUAAUAGUUGUAAAUAGAUAAACAAGCAUCACCUUCUUGCAGGCAGCAUCAUUGGUUUCCAAUGUUAUGUGAAUAUAUGUCCAUCCACAGGAAAUAUUAACUAGUUGGGAAAUAGUGAUAGUUGCUGACAUAAAUCUGCCUCAGUUAAUUCUGCUUGAUAUGAGUAAACAUUGAAAUGCAAGCAUUAAGAUAGUAAUAUGUGGGUGGGUGUAUGUGAGCAUGAGUGUGUGUGCAUACAUACAUACGUACGUGUGUGUGUGUGUGUCUGCCAAAAAUUAUACAUUGAAAUUCAUAAGUCUGUAUGCCAUUGGGAGGAGAAGAAUCUGAUAGUUUAAAGUUAAAUAAUUUUUGCUUUUUUCUUAAAUCUUGUCUCUGGAAUGUAAUUAUGACAUACUAAACUUAUCCAAAUUCAUGAAUUUCACCAUUUUGGCCUUCAUCAAACAAAUUUAUGAUCUAACCAUGACCAUCCCUCCUUGUAUAUCUGGAUCUGCAAUAACCAAUAUAUACUUACUUUUUUAAAAAAAUGUAGGCUGUGAUGUGAGAAAAAUUUGGCUGCUAUUUUUAGUAGGUUGAACAGCCAUGUAGAUACUCCCUUGUCAUCUCUUUUCUGCUCUUUUAUUAAGAUACUCUUGUAUCAUCUCCUUUUAGGAUUUUAUUUUCAAUACUUUCCAGUUGGCUAAGUUUUAAAAAAAAUUCAUUUUACGUUUCAUAAUUUUAUUUCUCUUAUGAACAACUCAUGUUUGCCAUUUCAUCAAACUCAACAGUUUUCUGCUGCUGUAUAUAGAGUUAUUCAUACAUUAAGAAUGUUUUGCAUUUGUAUAUUUGAUCUUUUAUUGUAAUACAAUACAUAUCCUAUGCUUAAUUCUUUUAUCUUUUGCUGGCUUCUAUAAUUGAACUUCACCCAUGCUUGGAGUACUGUCUUCAUGGGUCUUAAUAUAUUAUAUCAACCUCAGUACUUUGAUAUUUAUUUUAUUCUUCUCUAUUUAUCAAAUGGCUAUGUUUAUCUUUGGUUAUGUCCCUUAUGAGGGAGUUACCUCCCACUAGAAACUAAACAUCACGAGGAAUUUGCACCAAAAUACACAGAAACAAAAACACACUUAUUUACACCAAACUUCCAUGAAGUUUCUGUCAACCAAAGGUAUUAGUCAACCACCAGCUCUGAUGGAAAACAUUUGCCAAGAUGUCUGUACCAUAGGAGCGAACCAGGAACCAUAGGAUUGCAAAGUGAACCUUCUAACUAUACAGCCACUCCUUCACCUAAUAUUUUAAUUUUAUGUUAUGAGACAAUUCUGAUGUUGUGUUAUUAAAAUAACUUUUAUAUAUUAUUAGUUUACUUACUGUUACUAAGGUCAACAGGCUUCAUUCAAGAUCUUUUUGUUAAUCCCAAACUUUGACAAUUUCAUAGUUUUGAAGGAAUUGUUUCCCAUCUGUUUCAUUCAAGACAUCUUUAUUAUGAUUAUUAUUAUUUUUUGGUUCUAUUACAGUUAAUUCUUUAACUGUUUUUUUUAUAUGUAUAGGCAUAUUCUUACUUGUCAGAGGCUCUCUGAAACAUAUUAUUAAUUAGUACAAUCAAGUAGACGAAGGUAUUUUUUUGUACAAGUUUAAUUGAAGGAAUAGCUUUGAUAAUUUACACUUAAAUUUUUGGUUUCACCCUUAUAAAUCAGUAUCCCAUCAUCAGUUUCAUAUGUACUUGUAAAGUAAUUUGACUCUGUAACUUGACUUUCAAAGACUUUUUUGUGUGAAAAAAUCUUUUUUCUUUUUGUUUUUUACAUUUCUCAUAGACCAUGAAUAUUAAACAUUAUACAAAACUAUCAUGUUAUACACACACAUCACUUCUUUCUACUGUACAUGUUGCAAAAAAAAAAAGACAUAAAAAAAUUCUAUGAAUCAUUGAUCUGUUAAUAUUAGUUCAUGUAAGCCCUUAAGACCAAACCAAAUUACAUUGAAAAUAUGAUAUGAAAGUAUAUAUAAGCUGUCAAACAUAAAAAAAAAUAACAACACCCAAAAAGCAUAUGCCAGUUCAGCAAAAGGUAAUUAACAUAUUAAAAAAAUGAAAAAAAAUUCCCACUGAGUUCAAGAACUGUACUUCAUCUAUUAUAAAAAAAACCAAUCAUUAUGUAUAAAUUUGUUUAAAAAGCAGGCCUUUCUUUUUAAAUGAUGUAAAUAAAAUGAAACUCAAAUAAAAUAUGUAUUUUUAUUGAA
Molecule: messenger RNA, 13883 nt
Organism: Octopus bimaculoides (California two-spot octopus)
Lineage: Eukaryota; Metazoa; Mollusca; Cephalopoda; Octopoda; Octopodidae
Product: eIF-2-alpha kinase GCN2
Biological process (GO): regulation of translational initiation by eIF2 alpha phosphorylation; negative regulation of cytoplasmic translational initiation in response to stress
Cellular component (GO): cytoplasm; cytosol; nucleus
Molecular function (GO): eukaryotic translation initiation factor 2alpha kinase activity; protein binding; ATP binding
Source: RefSeq, a predicted model, not a curated record